AAAUUCAUGCCCAGAUACGACAGACCCUACAAAAUCAUCUCAGCGAACCCUAAGUCUUCCAUUUAUACCUUAGAUAUGCCUGCACACACUAACAUUUUGCCUACGUUUCAUGCCUCUGAACUCAAAUGUCACAUCGCAAACAAUGAGAGCCUGUACCCCUCAAGGAUCCAACAGAAACCCGUGCCUGUAAUCACGUCAGCAGGCGCAGAAGAAUGGGAGAUAGAAAGGAUACUUGAC
Messenger RNA from Suillus plorans, 237 nucleotides. RefSeq lists its product as uncharacterized. The annotation marks the transcript as partial. NCBI's taxonomy places the organism in Eukaryota, Fungi, Basidiomycota, Agaricomycetes, Boletales, Suillaceae. The transcript has a single exon. The record is from RefSeq and is a predicted model, not a curated record.